Messenger RNA from Mesocricetus auratus (golden hamster), 4382 nucleotides. RefSeq names its product sarcoglycan delta (gene Sgcd). Gene Ontology annotation, cellular component: sarcolemma; sarcoglycan complex. The record is from RefSeq and is a predicted model, not a curated record. Gene Ontology annotation, biological process: heart contraction; cardiac muscle tissue development. Lineage: Eukaryota; Metazoa; Chordata; Mammalia; Rodentia; Cricetidae. The transcript is spliced from 9 exons. Bases 3161 to 4030 code for a protein of 289 amino acids.
AGUCGCUAGCGGAGAUCUGCUGGGCUUCUCGGGGUUUGGUAUCUUGUGAGUAAUUUUCAACAUAAAAUACUUAGCUUCACUUUCCGUAAUUGUGUGUCGCGUAUCGUUACAGCGUCCAUAAAGCCAACAUGUUUCCAUGUAUUUUCUGUGUGAUAUUAUUUGUAUAAGAAUAAAGUGAUUUGGAGUCAAAAGAAUCCAGGAUUCAUCUCCUUAGUUUAGCAAGUAAGAGUUUUAUUUAUUGCUUAUGCAAAGGCCCUUGGCAGCAGGUGGGAAAGUUUCCACCUGGAUUUAGGAAACCACACUGCUUCUAUGAGGUGGCUGUGGAAACAGUAUGAUGCUCAAUUCCUCGUCUUCCAUUCACACCAAAUGUGAGAGUUACAUGCCCUCACAUGUGCAGGCCUCCAUUUGGAAGUGGCAUAUGCCACAUUCAUUCAUAUUUAUCUAUUGCUAGAGAUAGGAGAUAGCUGGAGGGCCCUGCCUAAUAACAAGAGUAGGAGAACCUUCUGUUUCUUCUCAGGAAAAGGCAGAAAUUCCUCUCUGAGAGUCCAUGCGUUAUAUCUUUAUAACAGUAUCACUCUCUUGACAUGUUAGAGAUCAUGACACACCUUGUCUGCAAGAGGAAGCAUGCUCUGUAACGUCUUACAAAUUCAUUUUCUCACAGAAGUUUUCCUUCACUGAGUAUCUGGUAGCCCUAGUGUGCCUGGAUUCAUAAUCUCAUGAGCACAGGAUAGACCGUUCUGGAUUUUGCUUGCUGCUUCCCUCUGUCUCAAUUCUCCUAUUGCCCUUUUAGGGGAUUUGAUUUUGCAAACCUUUUCUGUAAAAAUCAAAGGAAGUGUGAUGUUUACCACUAGAACUUUUACACUAAUGCCAGUGUCUACAAGGUACUCGCUCCUAAAGUCAAAACAAACAAGCUGUGGUAAUAGAGAAAAAGUGACUGCCUGCUGCCGUGGAAAGACUCGCUGUCUGGUGGUGGCUUAGUCUAUGCUGUCUAAACAGUUCCUGUGCCUUUUGUUUUGACUGAAAAAAAUUUAUUGGAGAGCAGUCAGUCAGUCGCUGAAUUCCUGGUAAGUGCAAAGUCAUGGGUAAUCUCGGAGCUCAACACUAAGCCUGGUGAACUGCAAGAAAGAUGUAGUGAUUGCUUAGCAAUAGAUAUAGCCAACAAAUAUUUAUUGAAGAACUACUCUGUGGUCCAAAUAUAAUAUAUUGAGAAGAAGAAAUUGGCUAUGGUAAUAAUUAUUAUAGGUUUUAGAGAGCAUUGAGAACAAAUCUGAAUUAAGUGGUUACAGAUAAGAGAAUAUGAAAAUGGUCUGAAAAAGUGUUGUAAGGGAAAGGAGUGUGUGAGACAUCACAGCAAGGAGCCUUAUAGACACUAGAAAUGUGAAUUUGAGCCUGUACUGCUGCAGGUGAGCUCACUCCACAGGUACCAAACCCAGAAUCUAAACUGAAAAUACAUUUGGGGGGGGGUAAAUGCCAGGGACUGGAAUUCCCUUUGUAUUCCACAUUGGCCUCAAAACCACAAGCUAUCUGCCUUUGAUGCUUGAGUGACUAGAUUAUGUGUGCCCAGACACUUAGUAGAUCCUCACUUUUAUUAUUCUGUAUCUGUACAUUAAAGCGUCUCAUGAGCCCAAAUUAUACAAUGAUUUUAUCCUUAGAGCAACCUGUGUGAAAUGUGUCAAGGAUACUCUCCAACUUAUUGAUGGUAUCAAGGGAGGGCAAUCUUUAGAAGAGGAGAUUGCAAGAGGUCACAUGUAAUGGAGAGUGGCUCACUGGGUUGCCUGAUAUCUCAGAAUAGGAGAUGGGAAACUUUUCAUUGUUUUCAAAGCCAGAUGAUAUUUUAGAAUUGAUGGAUGUUUACUCUUUGCCACUUUUCAGCUAUGCCAUUGAAGCCCCAAACAGCAAAAGACAAGUAAAAGCAGUGCUGUGGCUGUGUUUCAAUAAAAUUGUAUUUACUAAAUCAAGUGCCAGGCAGAGCUCAGUCAAUGAAGAGUAUUUGCUUAAUCCACAAUCCAUAGUGAUUUCUUUUACCUGCUGUGAAGCUGUGGGAUUUAAUUCUUCAUCUUUCUCAGUAGGUGCCAUCUCCUUGGAUUUUAAGCUAUUUCAUGAAAAGCAGUACAGUUUUAGGAACACCAGAAAAGCCUUUUCCUAAAAAUAAUCCUUUCUCAUACCAAAUUAUAUUUUAAACUCUAUUUUUGGUGCCUCAUCUAUUUUAGGUAUUUAAAACCAAGUUGGAUAGCUGCCUUCUAGAAACACUUGAAGAUAUUUCAGUUUUACAAACUUGAGGUGAGAAAAAGCUUUAGUGAUGAGUUCUGUAAGGCUGCAUGGUCCCCUGAGGACCUGCCCACCCAAGUGAAUGUAAUGCACUGUAUCCAGCAGACAUGCCUCUUGUUUCACAAAGGGACCUGACACUGAUUCCAGUUUUCUUAGAUUAUGGUAUCUGAGCAUCAAAGGCAAUGAUGACUGUUAUUCCCUUUUCUCUUUGGAGGAGGUCCCACAUUUUAAAAUGCUAUAUAUUCUUUCUGUACUCUCACAUAGAAUAUGCUGAUUAUAGGUUGAAACAUGAAAGGAAAGAAGAAUCAGAGAAAGAAAGGAAUGAAGAAAUGAUAGCUGACAAUCCUAUUGUGCUUUCUGUUUACUACAUUAGCCAAUAUUCAAAAUUCAUAUAAAAAGAAGUGCUUAUGUCAUUUACUAAUAUUAAACUAUUUCCUUAGCAGUGAACUAAAUUUAGCAGUUUAGCUAAAGUUAAGAGUCUGUUCCCAUUGCUAUGCCAUACUGUUAUAAAGUGGGUAGCCUACAAAUGACAGAAAUUAAUUUCUCAAAGCUUUGGAGGCUGAGAAAUCCGAGGUCAAUGGGCCAGCAAUUUUUGUGUUUGGAGAGGGCUUGAUGUCUCCCCUCAAGAUGGCAGCUUAUACACUGUGUCCUUACAUAAUGGAAAGAAGAGAAAGCAAGGAAGGAGCACACUCCAUGUGAAACUUCUUGUAGAAGACUUAGAAGAAAAGACUUAGAAGAAAUCUCCAUCCUCAGGAAUUUGGAGACAGCUGCACUGGAAGCUGUGUGGAAGUUAAGGAGACUGUUGCUGUAGUGGGGACCUGAGAACAUUAUAUCAAUCCCAAUGUUGCCCUGACAUUUGUACCUAAGAUUCAAGAGGAUUAAGACUAAAAAGAUGCCUCAGGAACAGUACUCUCACCACAGGAGCACCAUGCCCAGCUCAGAGGGGCCACACAUUUACAAAGUGGGGAUUUAUGGCUGGAGGAAAAGAUGCCUGUAUUUCUUUGUCCUGCUCCUCAUGAUUUUAAUCCUGGUGAACUUGGCCAUGACCAUCUGGAUUCUCAAAGUCAUGAACUUCACAAUUGAUGGAAUGGGGAACUUAAGAAUCACAGAAAAGGGUCUGAAGCUAGAAGGAGACUCAGAAUUCUUACAACCUCUGUACGCCAAAGAAAUCCAGUCCCGACCAGGUAAUGCCCUAUACUUCAAAUCUGCCAGGAAUGUGACAGUGAACAUUCUCAAUGACCAGACAAAAGUGCUGACUCGGCUGGUGACAGGUCCGAAAGCUGUGGAAGCAUAUGGCAAAAAGUUUGAAGUAAAAACUGUUUCUGGAAAAUUGCUCUUUUCUGCGGAUGACAAUGAAGUGGUCGUGGGAGCUGAGAGAUUGCGAGUCUUAGGAGCUGAAGGCACAGUCUUUCCCAAAUCCAUAGAAACACCUAAUGUCAGAGCAGACCCCUUCAAGGAAUUAAGGUUGGAGUCCCCAACACGAUCUCUAGUGAUGGAAGCCCCAAAAGGGGUAGAAAUAAAUGCAGAAGCAGGCAAUAUGGAAGCCACCUGCAGAAGUGAGCUGAGACUGGAAUCCAAGGAUGGAGAGAUUAAGUUAGAUGCUGCGAAAAUCAAACUACCUAGACUGCCUCGAGGAUCCUACACACCCACAGGAACAAGGCAGAAGGUCUUCGAGGUCUGCAUCUGUGCCAAUGGGAGGUUAUUCCUGUCCCAGGCAGGAACUGGUUCCACCUGUCAGAUAAACACAAGUGUCUGCCUUUGAAGGACUAUCCACAGUGGACAAUUGUUGGCAGCAUCGAGGCCCUUUUUGGCUUGAGACAUUGGCUGCCAAUUAUUUUUAUUAGAACACAGAAAGCCUAUCAAAGACCUUGUGUGUGUGUGUAUGAGUGUGUGUAUGAGUGGGUUGUGCGUGUGAGUGAAUAUAAAUAUAUAUAAAUACAUAUAAAUAAAUAUAUAUAUCCUCUGUAUAAAAUGAGGUUUCAGUACAAAAGGAACCAUGGGUGACCCUGUGACAUCAUCCACUGUCGUUUUUCCAUCCCAUCCCCAUCACCCACAUGACAGAAUCUUCCCCAGGCAAUUUCAAAUCACACAGUGAAUAAAGCACUUACAGAAUA